Messenger RNA from Rotaria sp. Silwood2, 1731 nucleotides. The record is from the annotation of a GenBank genome assembly. NCBI's taxonomy places the organism in Eukaryota, Metazoa, Rotifera, Eurotatoria, Philodinida, Philodinidae.
AUGGUUCACAAACGAAAAUUUAGCUUAAAUCUCGACCAUGUACAACAAGAAGAAGGAUUAGAAAAUCCAUCAACACCAUCAAUAUUAACUCCAUCGAAAGUAAAACACUUUCGUCGACAAUUUAGUGAACAAAAUUUUGACGAAGAGGUCCUAAUCAAUCUGGUUGACGAUGAAGAAAAACAACAACAAAAACCGUUAUUAUUAAUUAAUAGCAUUGAAAAGUUACCAUAUAAAAUAGCUGAUAUCAAUCUAGCAGAAUUAGGUCGAAAAGCAUUGUCAAUGGCUGAAGCUGAAAUGCCAGGAGUUAUGCGAUUAAGAAAAAUCUAUGCUUCAAAAAAACCAUUGAAUGGUGUUCGUCUUGCUGGAUGUUUACAUCUAACAGCACAGACUGGCGUCAUGAUCGAAACAUUUCGUGCAUUAGGUGCCGAGGUUCAAUGGAGUUCUUGUAAUCCAUUGUCAACCCAAGAUCAUGUUGCAGCUGCACUUGUUAAAGCUGGCAUACCAAUUUAUGCCUGGAAAGGAGUUAUGCGAUUAAGAAAAAUCUAUGCUUCAAAAAAACCAUUGAAUGGUGUUCGUCUUGCUGGAUGUUUACAUCUAACAGCACAGACUGGCGUCAUGAUCGAAACAUUUCGUGCAUUAGGUGCCGAGGUUCAAUGGAGUUCUUGUAAUCCAUUGUCAACACAAGAUCAUGUUGCAGCUGCACUUGUUAAAGCUGGCAUACCAAUUUAUGCCUGGAAAGGUGAAACGGAAGAAGAAAAAUUAUGGUGUAUAGAUAUGACAAUCUAUUUUGCUGAUGGUCAACCAUUGAAUGCUGUUUUAGAUGAUGGUUUUAAUUUAACUCGAAUUAUACAUGAAAAAUAUCCACAUUUGACAAGUCUCAUUCAUGGUUGUAGUGAAGAAACAACAGCUGGAAUAACGAAAUUACGUAAAUUAUUCAAAGCAAAUAAAUUAAAAAUUCCACUGAUUAAUGUCAAUGAAAGUGUUACAAAAUCAAAAUUUGAUAAUAAUUAUGGAUGCGGUGAAAGUUUGAUUGACGGUAUUAAACGAGCAACAGAUGUUAUGAUUGGAGGAAAAGUAGCCGUUGUUGUUGGAUAUGGUCAUGUAGGCAAAGGAUGUGCUAAAGCAUUGAGUAGUUUUGGUGCUCGAGUUAUUAUAACUGAGAUUGAUCCAAUUUGUGCUUUACAAGCAGCAAUGGAUGGUUAUCAAGUCAUGACGAUGGCUGAAGCAUGUAAAAUAGGUCAAAUAUUUGCAUCAGCAACUGGCUCAACAGGAUUAAUUCGCGGUGAACAUAUGAUGGAAAUGCGUGAUAUGGCUAUUUUAUGUAAUAUUGGUUCUGGUCAAACUGAAAUUGAUGUUGCUUGGUUAAAAGCUAAUACAGUAAAAAUUGAAAAUAUUAAACCACAUGUUGAUAUUUAUCAUUUGCCAAGUGGUCGUGCUGUUAUUUUACCAGCUGAUGGUCGUGUUAUUAAUCUUUCUUGUGCACAUGGAAAUCCAAGUUUUGUAAUGAGUAACUCAUUUUCAAAUCAAAUUUUAGCACAUAUUGAAUUGUUUACAAAGAAAGGUCAAUAUUCUAUUGGUAUUCAUACACUUCCAAAAAUCUUGGAUGAAGAGGUGGCCAUGGCACAUUUGGAUUAUUUGGGAGUUAAAUUAGAUAAACUGACACCAACACAAUCAACAUAUAUCGAUUUACAAGCAUGUGGUCCAUUCAAACCUGACUAUUAUCGUUAUUGA